CACACGCAUCAUUGCGAGAGUGACGUAUGAACGGCAGAAGAGACGAAAACGAAAGAAAAGCCUUUCUGUGCCGUUGUUAUCUUCUAUCGUACCUGAAGAAUGGAGACAAACGGCCAGGCUAAUGGGCUUAAAUCAAAAAAGAAAGAAAAUGGGGACGCCAAGGACAACCUAUGGUCUUCGAUAUUAGAAGAAGUUCAAAACCAAGGGAACACAAAACUACCUUCAAAUAAAAAUGUAUUAGUUUUGGGUGACAAUGAGACUGGUAAAACUACAUUAGUAGCAAAAUUACAGGGUGUUGAAGACCCUAAAAAGGGUUCGGCACUCGAAUAUGCGUACAUAGACGUAAGGGAUGAAUAUCGAGAUGAUCAAACGCGUCUCAGUGUGUGGGUGCUGGAUGGGGAUCCAGGUCACACGAACCUCCUCAAGUUUGCGCUCAGCGAGGAGACAUUCCCUCACACGCUGGUCCUCCUCACCGUGGCGAUGACCACGCCGUGGGGUAUACUAGACCAGCUGCAGAGCUGGGCGUCAGUGCUCGGCGACCAUAUAGACAAAUUAGAUCUCACACCGGGUAAGUAGAAAUAAAUUAUAAAGAUUCUAUCA
Molecule: messenger RNA, 600 nt
Organism: Trichoplusia ni (cabbage looper)
Lineage: Eukaryota; Metazoa; Arthropoda; Insecta; Lepidoptera; Noctuidae
Product: cytoplasmic dynein 1 light intermediate chain 2-like
Exons: 3
Coding region: 100-576 (158 amino acids)
Biological process (GO): microtubule-based movement; microtubule cytoskeleton organization
Cellular component (GO): centrosome; cytoplasmic dynein complex
Molecular function (GO): dynein heavy chain binding
Source: RefSeq, a predicted model, not a curated record